CACUGCCUGCCGCUCUGGCUGCUCUACAUGGAGCUGGAGCUGCGCACCGGCGGCGCGGAGCUGGAGGCCAUCUGCUACCGCGCAGUACAGGCGUGCCCCUGGUCCAAGCAUGCGCACCUGUACCUGGCCGGCCGCCAGCUGGCGCGCGCCUGCGACCUGAUGUCGCGCGCCGGCCUCCGCCUGCGCCUGCCGCUAGAGGAGCUUGAUCUCCUGCUGGAAGAAGAGCCGGAGCUAGCGGCGGAGAGAGCCGCCGAGGAAUCGGAGAGAGCCGCAGAGCUGGCGGAUAGAGCGCUACGCACGGAGGGAGGGCGGACGGGGACGGCGAAAGCCAGCCGCUCGGACCUGGAGACGGACGGCGACUCCGAGUCGGCGGACGGAGAAUCGCUGUCGGUGAGCGACAGUGACUCUGAGUCGUUGAAGAGUCAUGAUUCGGCGAGAGGUGGCGAGUCGGAUGUGGGCGAGGGAAGCGUCGGAGAGCUGGCCCGACUCGAAGACUAAAUGCCUCCGUGUCGGUGGUGACUCAGACACUGACUCACGGCAUGGUGGGUCGGUGUCUGGCGAGAAAGCAUCGGAUGCGCUGCACUGCCUGCGCCGGCCGUCGCAGUGCGGUCUAAGGCAGAGGUACACGCGACGAAUUCGUGGGAGCGUGCGAGCCGCUCUCGUCGGUCACUUGGCAAGGUGUUCGGACGCUUGUGGUGCCCACAGUUUAAGACUAUCUGUGGCAGUUGCGGUACUGUCUGUUUGCGCACACAAGCGUCGUUAAAACGUACUGCAUUGUCAUCCUGUUCCAUUGAAGACAUGUUAUCGUGCCAUGCAGUAUUGGUGAGCGCCUGUUCGCUGCGAAAUAAAAAAGAGUCGGUACAU
This is a messenger RNA of Pollicipes pollicipes, 864 nucleotides long. RefSeq lists its product as uncharacterized. The coding region runs from base 28 to 498 and encodes 156 amino acids. NCBI's taxonomy places the organism in Eukaryota, Metazoa, Arthropoda, Thecostraca, Pollicipedomorpha, Pollicipedidae. The record is from RefSeq and is a predicted model, not a curated record. The transcript has 2 exons.